This is a messenger RNA of Rhinolophus ferrumequinum (greater horseshoe bat), 940 nucleotides long. It is a transcript of the gene CDC42EP5, whose product is annotated as CDC42 effector protein 5. NCBI's taxonomy places the organism in Eukaryota, Metazoa, Chordata, Mammalia, Chiroptera, Rhinolophidae. The coding region runs from base 410 to 871 and encodes 153 amino acids. The transcript has 3 exons. The record is from RefSeq and is a predicted model, not a curated record.
ACCCCCUCUGCGUGUCCUCCGCGCACAUCCAGUCACGGCCUCCACCCGCCCCCACACUCAGCCCCGAGGGGCCUCAGGUUUUCCACCCGCUGCUUUCUAGUCCUUUAAAUCCUAGAAGCAAACUUUUGGGGGAUAAGGAAAGCUGGGCGGGGCCUGCGCCUUAACCCUGUCUGCCCCAGACGGACUGAGCUGGACUGCGCGGUGACGGCGCGCCCGUUUGGGCUUCUACCAUGGCCCCCGAGAGGGGCUGACAUUUCAGUCCCGGUGCAGGUGAGAUCCGGCCGGGAGGCAGGAGGAAGAAAGUGCGGGCCUGGGACCAGGAGGCCGAGGCGGGCUCCGAACCCAGGACACGGGGUCCCAGCUUGAGCUGAGCCUGAGCGCGCGGGACCCCCUCAGCGAGGACCACGAGAUGCCUGUGUUGAAGCAGCUGGGCCCCGCACAGCCCAAGAAGCGGCCGGAGCGCGGCGCCCUCUCCAUCUCCGCGCCACUCGGCGACUUCCGGCACACGCUGCACGUGGGGCGAGGUGGCGACGCUUUUGGGGACACGUCGUUCCUGAGUCGCCACGGCGGGGGGCCGCCCCCUGAGCCCCGGGCGACCCCCGGAGGGGCCCCGCGCUUCGCACCACCGCCCGCCGUGCCGCAGCCCCCGCCAUCCGCCCUUCGCGCGCCAGCACCCACUGACCCGUUGCUGUCCUUCCACCUGGAUCUGGGCCCCUCCAUGCUGGACGCCGUGCUGGGCGUCAUGGACGCGGAGCGCCCAGGGGCUGCUGCCGCCAAGCCCGAUGCGGACCCCGGCUCCGGGAAGCAGCACCCCAGGGCCCGCUGCCGCACCAACGCGGACCUCGAGCUGGACGAUGUCAUCGGCCUGUAGGCUCCCAGUUCCUCACGCCCUUGCCGUCCGGCACCCCACUUCUUUAUACAUAAACGGCCAACUUCUGUG